Messenger RNA from Fusarium coffeatum, 1542 nucleotides. RefSeq lists its product as uncharacterized. Bases 1 to 1542 code for a protein of 513 amino acids. The record is from RefSeq and is a predicted model, not a curated record. Lineage: Eukaryota; Fungi; Ascomycota; Sordariomycetes; Hypocreales; Nectriaceae. Gene Ontology annotation, molecular function: aspartate kinase activity. The transcript is spliced from 6 exons.
AUGGGAAGUCUUUCGCACAGCAAUUCGCCGUCCCUUGGCUGGGUGGUUCAAAAGUUUGGUGGUACAAGCGUGGGAAAGUUCCCGGACAAGAUUGCAAAGGAUAUUGUUAGAGCCACUUUGUCUCAGAACAGAGUCAUCGUAGUAUGCUCUGCGAGAAGUACUGGGAAGAAGGCCGAGGGUACCACCAGCCGACUAUUGGCUGUCUAUGUCAAGCUGAGAGGUGUCGGUGCUGCCAUAUGCUCCGAUGAGGAGCAGCAAAACGAAUUGGUCGAGCAGGCUCGCGGCCUGAUGCUCGACAUUUGCAACGACCAUGUCUUUGCCGCUGAAUCAUUCAUCAGGGACCAAGCUCUCCGUGAGUCUCUCAUUCAGACUAUCAGGGAUGAGUGUCAGGAGCUGGUUGAGUAUAUUGUGGCUGCCAAGCGAUUCAACCUCGAGAUCAACUCAAGAGCAAAGGACCGUGUUAUUAGCUUCGGUGAGAAGUUGAGUUGUCGCUUCAUGACGGCUCUUUUGCAGGAUGUGGGCGUUGAAUCCGAAUACGUUGACCUCUGCGACUCAUUCCACUAUGAUGCCGCAGGCCGUCUCGACGACAAGUUUUACCGCACAGCUUCUGAGGCUUUCACUCGCAAGAUAGUCGCUUGUGAAAACCGUGUUCCAGUUGUCACUGGUUUCUUUGGAAAUGUCCCUGGCAGUCUCAUCGAUGGUGACAUUGGCCGUGGCUACACUGAUCUUUGCGCCGCCCUGCUCUCCGUUGGCGUCAAGGCCGAGGAGCUGCAAGUUUGGAAGGAGGUCGACGGUAUCUUCUCUGCCGAUCCCUCCAAGGUUCCCACAGCACGCCUACUCUCAUCUAUCACUCCAUCUGAAGCAGCUGAGUUGACCUUCUAUGGCUCAGAAGUCAUUCACCAUCUCACCAUGGACCAAGUCAUCCGAGCUGAGCCUCCUAUUCCUAUCCGCAUCAAGAACGUCAAGAACCCUCGUGGUAACGGCACCAUUGUUGUUCCUGAUCGCAUGCGCACUGCUAGCCACCAGCUUACACGCGGUUCUCCCACUCCCAAGCCUGAAGCCGACCACCGAAAACCAAAGCGACCUACUGCCGUCACCAUCAAGGACCACAUCAGCGUCAUCAACGUGCACUCGAAUAAGAGAUCGAUCUCUCACGGCUUCUUCGCCCGUGUCUUUUCCAUCCUCGACCACUACUCCAUCUCUGUCGAUCUCAUUUCCACCUCCGAGGUGCACGUUUCUAUGGCCAUUCACGCGAGCAGCCAACAGGUCGAGGCUUUUGGCAAUGCCACCGCGGAGCUUGCUGAUUGCGGCGAUGUGAGCGUACUCACCGAUAUGGCAAUUCUGAGUCUGGUUGGUGCUGAGAUGAAGAACAUGGUUGGUAUUGCAGGACGCAUGUUCUCUACUCUUGGUGAGCACAACGUCAACCUCGAGAUGAUCUCCCAAGGUGCUAGUGAAAUCAACAUCUCUUGUGUGAUAAGUGCACGGGAUGCUACUCGCGCUAUGAACGUGUUGCAUACCCAUCUCUUCACGUUUCUUGAGUAA